Cryptotermes secundus is the source of this 2866-nucleotide messenger RNA. Its product is annotated as rac GTPase-activating protein 1. The record is from RefSeq and is a predicted model, not a curated record. Gene Ontology annotation, biological process: signal transduction. The transcript has 11 exons. Bases 545 to 2215 code for a protein of 556 amino acids. NCBI's taxonomy places the organism in Eukaryota, Metazoa, Arthropoda, Insecta, Blattodea, Kalotermitidae.
ACCAAAAAUAGUUAAGCAGAAUUAGUUUAUGGAUCUCCAGUGUGUGCAAUAAAUGAAGUAAGGUUAGGGGUGCAGACUGCCAAACAAUAAAACAGCAAGAGAGUGGUGAUAAAUACUUAGACUUUUGACACAGUGUGGUGUGAAUACGCAAAAAAUAAAUGUGUAACAUAACCAGCUGUGCUGCAUGCACUCUGUUGUAUAAGGAAUGUGCAAGAAGAGUAUAUCGGGAAAUAACAAAAUUUUGGGCCGAAAGCUCAGGUUCAGCAGUAUCGUAAAUACUGUGGGCUUAGUGUAGCAGUAGCGAUACAUGUAAGCUAUAGGCCUGCAGUAUAAAUCUGCCUAUGUGCUGUACAUGAAAAUAUGUUGUGAGAUAGCAUGUGGAGUUAGGUAUGUUACAGAACCACCAGCAAAAAUCUUCGAAAUAUGACAACGGCAUGGUUCCUUUGUGAAAGAGUUCAUCCAGUUUGCAUUAAACCAAGAGGAAUGUAGGAAAAAAUGGCGAUCAGCCGUCCUUGAAAUACAGAGACUUCAGACAGAGUUGGAGAUGAGAGUAAAAUACAUUUCGGUGCUGGAAGGAAAAUUAAGCCACGCACAGCGCAUGAUAGAUAAGGAAAAGCAGAAACGGCGUGAAGUCGAAAUCUAUAUGUCUGCACUGGAAAAGAAUUUAUAUCACGUUGGAGAUACUCUUGUGGCCGAACUUGGUAAGGAAGCAUAUAAAAAAUAUCCAUUAUUGUACGUAUUUGGCAACAAUCCUGAGGCUAAUGGUGAUCAUGCAGAAUCUAGAACCAGCACCAUGAGUGAGGUUGCAAAUUCAACAGGUUCACUGUUUUCUGAUCUGAGCUACUCGCGCUGUGAGGAUGAUCUUGACCUCACUGAAACAAAUUGUGGAAAAAUAUGGAAAAAACAUAGGCCAUCUCUACCCGCACCUGGAAAUCCAAACAGUACCAAUAAACGACAGUCUUUGGCUUUCAUGCAAACAAACAUACUUAAUAAUCAUAUAGAGAAAAGCAAUAUGGCUGGCACAGGUACAGUCAAGAUGAACACAGUGGGGGCAGAUGGCAUGCCCCAAUCCACGAAAAUUGACACUAAUGAUGGGACAGUUAACGCUGUUUCCCAAGGGCUUUUACAUUCAGUAACACCCUCUGUGAGCAAAGGUUCAGAUAUGUUGGACAUAAACUCUCUCUGUGAUAUAAGAUCCAACCUUCUAACACCACAGGCUACAGGGAGCUCUGUUGGUAGCUUCUUCCCACUUGGAUUGAAAAUUCUGAACAACCGUAGGCAUAUUUUUUGUAUGAAAACUGUCAUUUUUCUCGAGAACUGUGACCACUGUGGUAAAAGGAUUAAGUUUGGGAAAAUGGUGAUGAAAUGCCAGGACUGUCGGGCAUCUUGUCACCCAGAAUGCAAAGAGUAUGUGCCUCUGCCUUGUGUACCAGUGAGCAAAACUAUCCUGGCAUGUCAGCAAGGUGAGAGAGGUACCAUUUCUGAUUAUGCACCAUCAACAGCGCCCAUGGUUCCAUCUCUCAUUGUGCACUGUGUCAAUGAAGUGGAUCUUCGUGGUCUUAAUGAAGUUGGAAUCUACAGAAUUCCUGGUUCUGAAAAGGAUAUUAGGGAACUGAAGGAAAAGUUUUUGCAAGGAAAAGGUGUUCCAAAUUUGUCAAAAUUGGACAUCCACCUGGUGUGCGGAACUAUCAAGUAUUUCUUGCGUUCCUUACGUGAGCCUCUGGUGACCAACUCACUGUGGCAUGACUUUGCAAAAGCUGCAGAGAAUCCAGACCCAGAUGAUAGCAGAGCGCUCAUGUAUCAGGCCAUAUCGGAGCUACCCCAACCAAACCGAGACACUCUGGCCUUCCUCAUCUUGCACCUGCAAAGGGUUGCUGAGUCUCCAGACUGCAGAAUGCCAGUGGCCAAUCUUGCGAAAGUUUUUGGUCCGUCAAUUGUAGGCAGUUGCUCCUUGGAUUGCAGAGCCACACAAAUGCUGAAAGAAGUAAAGAAGCAAGUAACAGUUACUGAGAAUUUGAUCAAUAUUCCAUGUGACUACUGGGCUAACUUCUUUAAAGUGGACUCAGGACUGGUUUCAAAUUCCCCACUGUCAGCCGCCACAGUGCGCAUGCUACCAGACUGUGUAAGAACCAUGAAGAAUAGCUUCACACCUGCUCAUGGGUUCAUAGGCAGACGCAGGAGAUAUUUUGCUACUCUAUCUAAAAAAUUGUUUUAGAUUUUAGGUAUACACUAGACAUUGCUUUUAUUGAUUGUUUUUUCAUUCUUUUAAAUGUAUGAUGAUCUUUUUACCUUGUACUAAGAAUGUUACUAAACUAAUUGCCAAAUUUUCACUUGUAGAUGUGAACAUUGAAAGGUUGCUGAUCCAAUAAGAAAGGAUUCUUUUUGGGGGGGGGGUUAGUUUUACCUCAGUACCUUUCUUACAUUGCAUCAGAUACAAACAUCUCCAGGAAUAUCUGUUUGCAGCAAAGAGCAUUUAGAAAACAUUAACUGUUUGGGCCUAUCAUCAGUCAAGUAAUGGAUUUUAUUUAAGUCAUUAAAUAUAUUGUUGUGUGAAGUUUCAAACCUUUUGAUGUGUAUGAACAAAAUAUCAUUGUAUAACUUUUGUGAAAUAUUAAAUGGCCUCAGAAAUUUAUGAUAUUUGGAAUAGAAAAAAUGAUAAAUAAAAAUGGACCAAUGUGGUAUUCUUUUUGGGUUGGGGGUUGUGGACUAAAGUGAUUAGAUCUUAGAUACAAAACUCUGAAACAUUUCAUACAAUGUGAAUAAUGCUUGGCUGUUCUAUUUCUUAUAACAAGCAAAGAUUAGGUCAUUAGGCAUGAAAUGAACUGGAUCCCUUUGAAUGUCAGUAAAAUUUUUUGUGUGUGUGUAA